This is a messenger RNA of Micropterus dolomieu (smallmouth bass), 2337 nucleotides long. It is a transcript of the gene slc6a13, whose product is annotated as solute carrier family 6 member 13. The record is from RefSeq and is a predicted model, not a curated record. Gene Ontology annotation, cellular component: membrane. Bases 16 to 1857 code for a protein of 613 amino acids. NCBI's taxonomy places the organism in Eukaryota, Metazoa, Chordata, Actinopteri, Centrarchiformes, Centrarchidae. The transcript is spliced from 14 exons. Gene Ontology annotation, biological process: sodium ion transmembrane transport.
GGACGCACAGAUGACAUGGAGAACAUGUCCAAGGUGGAACCCUCCAAUGGGCACAGCAGGCCCCUGGACAUCGUGCCAAGUACAGAAGAGAAGAUGGUAGACAGGGGUCAGUGGGGCAACAAGCUUGAGUUUGUUCUGUCAGUGGCCGGAGAAAUUAUUGGUCUGGGGAAUGUCUGGCGUUUCCCCUACCUAUGUUAUAAGAAUGGAGGAGGUGCCUUCUUUAUCCCAUACCUCAUCUUCCUGUUUGCUUGUGGGAUCCCGGUCUUCUUCCUGGAGACGGCACUGGGUCAAUACACCAGUGAGGGAGGCAUCACCUGCUGGAGAAAAAUCUGCCCAUUGUUUGAAGGAGUGGGUUAUGCCACCCAGGUGAUUGUUGCUCUGCUUAACGUCUACUACAUCAUUGUGUUAGCCUGGGCCAUCUUCUACCUUUCCAACUCUUUCACUUGGGAUCUGCCCUGGGCCUCUUGCAACAACACCUGGAACACAGAUUCCUGUAUGGCAUUUCAGAGGGGGAAUAGCUCCAUCAAUCACCAUGAGAACACCACCUCUCCCGUCAUUGAGUUCUGGGAGCGAAGAGUGCUGAGAAUUUCCCCAGGUAUUGAUCACAUUGGCUCUCUGAAUACUGAUCUGGUUAUCUGUCUGGCCAUUGCAUGGGUCAUCUGCUACUUCUGCAUUUGGAAGGGAGUAAAGUCUACUGGCAAGGUGGUUUACUUCACAGCCACUUUCCCUUAUGCCAUGCUACUGAUCCUGCUGAUCAGAGGAGUCACCCUUCCAGGAGCCUCCAGGGGAAUCCACUUCUACCUCUACCCCGACCUGGGACGGCUGUCUGACCCACAGGUAUGGAUGGAUGCUGGAACUCAGAUCUUCUUUUCCUAUGCCAUCUGCCUUGGUUGCCUCACCGCCCUGGGAAGCUACAAUAAAUAUAACAACAACUGCUACAGGGAUUGCCUGUGCCUCUGUUUCCUGAACAGCGGUACCAGUUUUGUUGCAGGUUUUGCCAUCUUCUCCAUCUUAGGAUUUAUGUCCUAUGAGCAGAACGUGCCCAUCUCAGAAGUGGCUGAAUCUGGUCCAGGUUUGGCCUUUAUAGCCUAUCCCCGUGCUGUGUCCAUGAUGCCUUUCUCCCCUCUAUGGGCCUGCUUUUUCUUCAUUAUGAUUGUUUUUCUGGGACUAGACAGUCAGUUUGUGUGUGUGGAGAGCCUGGUGACAGCCAUGGUGGACAUGUAUCCCUCCACCUUCCGGCGUAAAAACCGCAGGGAGCUUUUCAUCCUGGCAGUGGCUGUGGUGUCCUUCCUCUUUGGGCUCAUCAUGCUGACAGAGGGAGGCAUGUACAUCUUCCAGCUCUUUGACUACUAUGCAGCCAGUGGGAUGUGCCUUCUCUUUGUGGCUGUUUUUGAGACUGUUUGCAUUGCUUGGAUUUAUGGUGCGGACCGUUUCUAUGACAACAUAGAGGACAUGAUUGGCUAUCGCCCUAGCCCUGUCAUCAAAUACUGCUGGCUUUUCUUCACCCCUGCAACAUGCUUUGGAACCUUUGCAUUUGCCUUGAUCAAGUACUCACCUCUGAAGUAUAACAAUGAAUAUGUAUACCCAUGGUGGGGCAAUGGCAUAGGCUGGACCCUGGCCCUGUCUUCUAUGCUGUGUAUUCCUGUCUGGGUAGCAGUGAAACUGUACUACACCCCUGGAACACUGAGAGAGCGCUUUGCUCUCUUGACCACUCCGUCCACUGAGUUACCGAAGACAAAGCAGGAACAGGAGAGGCUGCUAGCCAUCUUUGCAGCAGACGGCGACAGCCUCCAUCAGAAAUCACCUCCCACUAGAGACGGCUACUUCCCUGUUGAUGAAAAGGAGUCUCAUUGCUAGAGACUUGAGGGUGGGAAGCUUGUAGGGGUCAAAGGUCACUCCUCAGCUUUGACGCUCUAUCUGGCCGCCUCCCAUCUCUCUCUGCAAUACCUCACCAGACAAGGUGGCAAAACAGGCACAGUGCAGACUUUAAGAGUCCCCUGACCUGUAACUGCUGAUCUGCUGCUGGAGCUUUCUACUUUGUACACUGCCUUCAACACGCAAUAUAAUGGCAUCUUACUUAAAAAGUUACAUCCUUUUUUGGAUAGUGUUACCUUCUGAUUUGCCAGUGGCAGAGUCACGUGUACAUUGCAAAAAAUGUGGCCAUUGUUGUUACACAGUGGCUAGGAAUUUACAUUUGAUCGUGUCUGCUUUCUAAGGAAGCAUUUUUUUUCUGUUAUGGACAUCUCUAAUGUUCAGGUAGCCUGACAUGACAUUCCAGUUACUGUAUUGAUUCUUACAGCUGGCUGCUGCGAAUGGAGCGUGAGAGAUGUCACAUGA